This is a messenger RNA of Sander lucioperca (pikeperch), 2491 nucleotides long. RefSeq names its product carnitine palmitoyltransferase 2 (gene cpt2). Gene Ontology annotation, biological process: fatty acid beta-oxidation. The transcript has 5 exons. The record is from RefSeq and is a predicted model, not a curated record. Gene Ontology annotation, molecular function: carnitine O-palmitoyltransferase activity. NCBI's taxonomy places the organism in Eukaryota, Metazoa, Chordata, Actinopteri, Perciformes, Percidae. The coding region runs from base 188 to 2194 and encodes 668 amino acids. Gene Ontology annotation, cellular component: mitochondrion.
CAAGGAAGAAGAAGAAGAAGAAGAAGAAGAAGAGUGCAAGUUGCUAAUGUUGGCUAACAUUAGUUAUCGUAGAGUGACAGCUGUGACACGGAUGUCUCUUUAGGUUUUUGCUUUUGUCCAUUAGCUUCAGCCGGUGUGCUUUAUGUCGAUAACACCCCAGUAGGUAUUCAGUUCGCUAGUUAGCACCAUGGCCAGCCUGCUUUCGAUGCAAAGCUUUACAUCUCUGAGGAAAUCCGGAAGCGUAACUUUAAUUCAUUUAACUUCUGCUCUGGGCAUCGAUAAGCGAAACUACAGCAGCAAAAAAGGGUCUUCAACCGAGUAUUUGCACCAAAGUGUUGUACCAUCGAUGCAUUACCAGAAGAGUUUACCCAGGCUACCCAUACCAAAGUUGGAGGAUACUGUCAAAAGGUAUUUAGCUGCGCAGAGGCCUCUGCUGGAUGUUGACCAGUUCAGAACAACAGAGAAACUUGCAAAAGAUUUCCAGAAUGGUGUGGGGAAACAGCUGCAUGAGGAACUGGUAGCUCAGGACAAAAAGAAUAUGCACACAAGCUACAUAUCAGGCCCAUGGUUUGACAUGUAUCUUUCUGCUCGCGAAUCUGUGGUGCUGAACUUCAACCCCUUCAUGUCCUUCAAUCCUGACCCUAAAACGGAGUACAAUGACCAGCUUGUGCGGGCGACAAAUAUGGUUUGUUCGGCAGUGCGCUUCAUGAAAACACUGCGAGCCGGAUUACUGGAGCCAGAAGUUUUUCACCUCAACCCGGCAAAGAGUGACACAGAUGGCUUUAAAAGGUUUAUCCGCUGGGUACCGUCUUCACUGUCUUGGUAUGGAGCUUACAUGGUGAAUGCUUACCCCCUGGACAUGUCUCAGUACUUUCGCCUCUUCAACUCAACUCGGAUUCCCAAGAGUGGUAGAGACGAGCUCUUUACUGAUGAGAAAGCACGACAUCUCCUAGUUAUGAGGAAAGGCAACAUGUAUGUGUUUGACAUUGUAGACAGGGAUGGUAAUUUGGUGAAGCCUGCAGAGAUCCAGUCCCACUUGAAUUACAUUUUGUCUGACCUGACGCCAGCGCCUGCCUUUCCUCUCGGAGUCCUGACCAGUGAAAACAGGGAUGUGUGGGCUGGGCUGAGGGAGAAGCUGACAGCUGCUGGAAAUGUAGAGGAUUUACGGAUUGUUGACAGCGCCCUUUUCUGUCUCAGUCUGGACGAUGAAAGCAUGAGGGACCAUAUUCAAAUUUCCCAUAACAUGCUGCAUGGCGACGGCUGCAAUCGGUGGUACGACAAGUCCUUCAGCAUCAUUCUGACCAAAGAUGGACAGGCAGCCAUCAAUUUUGAGCACUCCUGGGGCGAUGGCGUAGCAGUGCUUCGCUUUCAAAAUGAGAUCUUCAAAGACACAACGGAGCAGCCACUGGUACACCCGGGCUCUGCUGCUGCUGCUGUGGAUUCAGCCUCUGCUGUGCGCAGACUGCAGUUCAACCUGGACCGUGAGCUAGAGAAUGGCAUCAAAAAAGCUAAGGAGAACUUUGACUCGGCUGUAUCGAAACUCACCAUUGAUGCAAUGGAGUUCAAAAAAGGUGGCAAGGAAAAGUUAAAGAAGAGCAAGUUGAGUCCAGAUGCUAUAGCCCAGCUGGCUUUUCAAAUGGGUUUUCUGAGGCAGUAUGGACAGACAGUAGCCACAUAUGAGUCCUGUAGCACUGCGGCGUUCAAGCAUGGGCGCACAGAGACCAUCCGGCCAGCCACCAUACACACUGAACGAUGUUCACGUGCCUUUGUUUGCCAACCAGGCCAACACAGUGUGGAGCAACUACAGGCUAUGCUGAGUGAAUGCUCUAAAUAUCAUGGACAGCUCACCAAAGAAGCAGCUAUGGGCCAAGGUUUUGACCGUCACCUGUUUGCCCUAAGAUACCUGGCCUAUUCAAAGAACCAGGCUCUGCACAGCCUGUACACAGACCCAGCUUAUGUUGCCAUCAACCACAACAUCCUCUCCACCAGCACCCUCACCAGUCCAGCUGUGAACCUUGGUGGCUUUGCCCCAGUGGUGCCUGAUGGGUUUGGUGUUGGCUACGGUGUCCAUGACGACUGGAUCGGCUGCAAUGUUUCCAGCUACCCGGCUCGCAACGUCCACGAAUUCCUGCAGUGUGUCUACAAGUCCUUAGAGGACAUUUUUACUGUCCUGGAAGGAAAGCCACUCGGCUAACAAACAAGUGUUUUGCCAUUAUUCUAAGUUCCCAAAUUGCUGAUUAACUUCUCUGGGAAGUUUGGAACUUUAAAUGUAUUUCUAGAAUGGGUUUGGAUAUUACUGUAGGUACAAACGGGUGAUUUUGUUAAUUCAUAGAAAUUAAUGUGAUGUUUCUAGUGUCCACCUUCGACUGCGGACAGAAGUCAUAACAUGUAUCAUGAAAACCAAAUUGAAUAUAAAAUACUGGAAAAAAUGUUAGCUUUCCACUUAAACUGAUUAAAUCCACUGGCUUUCCAAGACCGUCUCCUAAAUGUG